AUGCCUGACGAGGCUUUCCACGAGCUCGAUCCAGAUGGCGACGUUGUGCUCACCCUACGGAAUCCAAACGCGCCGUUUGCUGAUUGGAACAUGUCUGCAGAAGCCAGCUUCCACAAACUGAAUUUGCGAAGUGUGCUUUUCUGGUCGGAUUGGGACCAGCCCAUCUCUUCGGAACGAGAGCCCGAAAAAGAUGAAACUUUCUGGGCCGCUAUUUCUACUGCAAACAAGAAGGAGAAAGACAUCGACGACGUAGCGCAGUCCAAAAAAACGAAAAAGAAAAAGAUGAAGAGAAUGGCGAAGAAGACGGCACAGGAGAGUAGCCAAAGCUUGGACCACGGCAUCUCUCUCGCCACAGAACACGCCACGGAACACGCCACGGAUUCGGAGGCACUUGCAGUCGGACCCCCUUCAGUCGAUGAUUCGGAGCAAGUGACGAUGCCAGUACCCCUAAAGUUCUGCACCUCCACGGACGGGGAGUCUCCUAACCACAAAACACCCCUUCAGGACGACGUCGUGUUGGAACCGGAGGUUUCAUUCCUGGUCUCCUCCCGGCACCUUUCCCUAGCGUCGGACUACUUCAAGACUCAGCUCAGCAGCCGUUGGAGGAAGGCUACAACCAUCCGACUGGAUGGCCGUUGCCAAUUUGAUGCGUCGGACUGGGACGUCGAUGCUCUGCUUCUUUUGUUGCGGAUUAUUCACGGAAGAACCAAAGAAAUUCCUCGCCGUGUUGAUCUUGAGACUCUGGCAAAAGUUGCAGUCCUGAUCGACUACUACAAAUGUCACGACGCAAUUGCGUUCUUCUCGGACAUGUGGGUCGAAGCCCUGAAGCCUCAACUCCCAUCUGAGUGUAACCGUGAGUUGGUGCUUUGGCUCUCGAUCUCCAUCAUCCUUCAGCAGGACACUGUAUUCCAAGCCGUCACCAAGACAGCCGUGCAAAAGAGCAAGGGCCCUAUCCCAACACUCGAGUUGCCCAUCCCGCCACGUCUUGUUGAAGCUAUUGACUGGCGCCGACAGGACGGGAUCAACUCUAUAUCCAAGGUGCUCGCCAACCUGUUGUCAUCACUGUGUCGUGGAUCAGCGGGGUGCAGCUUUGAGUGUUCUGCCUUUCUUCUUGGCAGCCUUACGAAGAAUAUGCGUGACCAUCAACUCCUGUAUCCGACACCACAAGAACCAUACCUUGGCUAUGAGCUGGCCGCGGUUGAGGAGGGGUUGCGUGAGUUUCGCUCGACUAGUGGAUACUCCCCGGGCUUUUAUCACAAAUGCUCCUGCAACCUCACGCAGAUGAUUGAGGGGCGUCUCUACCCAGGCAUCAACCGGAGUAAGGAGGGGUUCGGUCUGAGUGAUCCAGAUGUUGAACUCGUACAAUUUUGUUCGUAG
Messenger RNA from Colletotrichum destructivum, 1377 nucleotides. Its product is annotated as Putative SKP1/BTB/POZ domain superfamily protein. Lineage: Eukaryota; Fungi; Ascomycota; Sordariomycetes; Glomerellales; Glomerellaceae. The transcript has 3 exons. The record is from RefSeq and is a predicted model, not a curated record. Bases 1 to 1377 code for a protein of 458 amino acids.